This is a messenger RNA of Meriones unguiculatus (Mongolian gerbil), 4840 nucleotides long. It is a transcript of the gene Rtkn, whose product is annotated as rhotekin. Gene Ontology annotation, cellular component: actomyosin contractile ring. Gene Ontology annotation, biological process: signal transduction; mitotic cytokinesis; actomyosin contractile ring assembly. Lineage: Eukaryota; Metazoa; Chordata; Mammalia; Rodentia; Muridae. The transcript is spliced from 12 exons. Bases 2703 to 4082 code for a protein of 459 amino acids. The record is from RefSeq and is a predicted model, not a curated record.
CGUGGUCGUGCUGGACCGGGCUGUGUCAGUCAGGCUAGCCUUUAACUCACAGCAGCUCAUCUGCCUCUGUCUCCUGAGUGCCGCAAUGAAAGAUGCAUGCCAGCACACCACAUUUUCACCUUGAGUUUUUAGCUAGCGAUUGCUGUGGAGGCUCACCUUGGUGGUAGUUUGGGCUGAGGAAGAAGGGUUGGCAAUGGAUGGUCAGAUAUUACCGUAGGGGAGUGAAUCUGGGGUGGAGAUUACGGUGCUCAUGGAAAGAUUGCAAAUGUUGGUGGCAGAUCAGACGAGGCUGGCUGAUGCAUUAGACAUGACCAGAACUCCAGAAUAGAUGGGCCCAGGUGUGUGGCUAAGCCUCGUGGGGGUGAGAGGGAGGAAGUGGCUGCCUGGACUUGAAUGGGGCAGGAGGCUGAAGCUGAGGGGGGCUGGAGGCAGGGAUGCAGGGCAUAACAGGAAGGGUGACGCUCUGCUCGCAUGCUGCCUGUCCAGCCCCCGGCCCGUCUUGGGAUUGAUGGGUACUGAUAGCCACGAACAGCCUAACCCACUUAGAGCUGCAGGAGCCUUCCUAGCAGGACCUUUCAAGGUAGCAUUCACGUGGUGCUGGCUAGAAGGAAACCAUCCGCUUCUGACUGCCCCAUAAGAUACAGUUCAGUGUGCUUGUCUUUUUUACAGAAAGAUGCCAGGUGGGCCCCUUUGGCUUUCUGACAUUACUUAAUUUUCCCAUGUUGGUGCACAAGAGAGAACCUAUUUACUGAGGCAUGGCCUAUAAUCCCAGUGCUCAGGAAGCUGAAGGAGUAUUGUGAGUUCAAGGCCAGCCUGGGUUAUAGAAGAAAACUAUCCCAAAUGAAAAACAAAAAACAAACAAACAAAAAAAAAAAACCAAGAAAAUACUCAAAACUUCCUUUCUAUUCAUCUGGUCUUCAUUGACCCUGCUACUCAUUGAAUAAUUUAUAUUAUGAUUACUCUUAGUUAAUUAAAGGGGGUGGGGAGGCAGAAGCCAGCCAGUCUCCCAGCUUCUCUAGCCACAUUCAAUGGCCAGAUGCACGCUGGCUGCUCCCAUCAACAGAGUUGGUUAGAAUAUGUCAGUGUUUAAAUUCUGUACCCUGUGCACCCCCCCCAUGCUGUCACCUUUCUCCAUGGGAGGCCUGCCCGACAUCUGGAACAGAAGAAUGAAUUGGUUUUUACUUUGAUUAACUUUCCUUCAACCACAGUCUAAGAAUUCUCCACAUCCCCCUCCUCCCUGGAUUAUCAUGUCCUCAAAAAGACAGACCCAUUGAUAUUUCCAAAAAUGGCAGCAAAGUUAGUUCUGGAGUGUAAAUCCAGACAGACUUUUUGGAGGAGGUGCCCUAAGCUGCACGUGUAGGAGGGUGAGAGUGAAAACUUAUUUUUAUUUAGUUUAAAUAUGUUGUAGUGGUGGCUGUGGUGAUGUAUGGCACCGAGCACGUGUGGAGAGCAGAGGACAGUUUUGGGGGAAUUGAUUCUCUUCUCCCAUGGUGGGAUCCAGGGACUGAACCGAGGACCUCAAGCUUGCCAGCCAGCAGUGGCAUCCACUGAGCCGUCUUGCCUGCCUUUUUGGUUUUGUUUUGUUUUGUUUUGUUUUUGUGAUAACUUCUCAGGCAGCCCAGGCCGUGCAGCUGAAAUGACACUGAACGUCUGAUCGUCCUGUCUGUACCUCCCAAGUGCUAGGAUUACAGGCAAGCAUUCCUUACGGGGAAUGGGGUGCUCAGGAUGGAACCCAGGAUGUCCUGUGUGCUAGGCAAGCCCCUACCACCUGAGCCACAUCCUGGGAGCAAAGCUUGAACUUGGUGCCAGGCCCAAGGUGGAGGUUAGGCUUUUCUCAUGUAAAGGAAUGACUCCCAGGUCUACAACUGAAGCUCCAGAGACAAAAUGCUCCUGGCUUGUUAAGUCCCUAGACUAGGAUUUGAACUUGGUCUAGUGGGAAUUCUUAAGGGAACAGAAGGUGAUGGGAAACAGGGCAGGAAGUCAGGAAGAGCGUGGGGGAGGAGUGUGUCAUCAUGAGCGACUAUGACUCAUCCUCUGUCAUCCCCAGAGAUCUGACCCAGGUCGGAGGACACUCAGAAUUGGGAUCUUUCCCAUUCUGGGGGAAUGGUGUUCAUUUGGGGAGGAUGUGGAGGUGGUGGUGGAGGAGAGGAAGCCAGGGCCUAUUUUUGUGCUAAUGGGUACCGAGAAGGGUGCGAAGCACAAAGACCCGGAUCUAGACCUUGCAAAAGUGGGAGCCCUUUCUCCAGGGCACUCUUGAGGGCUGGCCAAGCUUGGGAGGAUUAGGAAGCUCAUGGGGUAGGCGGCUAGUGUCCCUCAGGUGCAGUUCUGCUGGCCCGUGCUGGAUCCAGCGACCUCGCUUCUUACCCACACCCUGCUCCUGGAAGAGGGUCACCUUGGAGCGAGAAGCCCGCUCGGGAGAGGCCUCUGGGGCGGCUCAGACGCUCGCUGCAGUCGCGCCCGUUCCCGGCAGAGAUGCAGGCACCGCGGAGCCUUCAGGGACCGCCCGCGCCCGGCGCCCUCGGCGCCUCUCGCGGCAGUUGGGAGCUGAUGUCACCGGCGACUCCAGGCGCAGCCUACCCAAGCGGUGAGGCAGCGGCGACGCCCGGGAUCCUUCAGGGAUCCUUCAAUUCCCACGCCGUCCUGGGGCCACGUUGGCCACCCCGGUAGCUGUGAGCCCGGACCCCGGGCUAGCUGCAAGCGCAAUGGACAGGGCUAGGGAAGGAUCGGACACGGAGUUGCAGAGGAAACUAGAUCAUGAGAUUCGGAUGAGGGAAGGGGCCUGCAAGCUGCUGGCGGCCUGCUCCCAGCGAGAGCAAGCUCUGGAGGCCACCAAGAGCCUGCUGGUGUGCAACAGCCGCAUUCUCAGCUACAUGGGCGAGCUGCAGCGGCGCAAGGAAGCCCAGGUGCUGGGGAAGACAGGCCGACCUGACAGUGCGUCACCCCCUGAGCGCUCCCCUUGCCGUGGCCGGGUCUGCAUCUCUGACCUCCGGAUCCCACUCAUGUGGAAGGACACAGAGUACUUCAAGAACAAAGGCGACCUGCACCGCUGGGCUGUGUUCCUGCUGCUGCAGCUGGGGGAACAGAUUCAGGACACAGAGAUGGUCCUGGUGGACAGGACCCUCACAGACAUCUCCUUUCAGAGCAGUGUGCUCUUUACUGAGGCAGGGCCAGACUUUGAACUGCGGCUGGAGCUGUAUGGGGCCUGUGUGGAAGAGGAGGGGGCCUUUGUUGGUGCCCCCAAGAGGCUUGCCACCAAACUCAGCAGCUCCCUGGGCCGUUCCUCAGGGAAGCGUGUCAGGGCAUCGCUGGACAGUGCUGGGGGCUCCGGGAGCAGUCCCAUCUUGCUGCCUACCCCAGCAGUGGGAGGCCAUCGGUACCACCUCUUGGCUCACAGCACUCUCACCUUAGCAGCUGUGCAAGACGGCUUCCGUACGCAUGACCUCAGCCUUGCCAGCCAUGAGGAGAGCCCCGCCUGGCUGCCCCUCUAUGGCAGCGUGUGUUGCCGCCUGGCCGCGCAGCCUCUCUGCAUGACUCAACCCACUGCAAGCGGGACCCUCAGGGUGCAGCAAGCCGGGGAGCUACGGAACGGGGCGCUCGUGCACGGAGUGCUGAAAGGCACAAACCUAUUUUGUUACGGGAGAGCUGAGGACGCAGACACGGGACAAGAACCGCGGUUUACUAUCGCCAUCAACAAGGAGACGAGGGUCCGGGCAGGCGAGCUGGAGCAGGCCCCGGAGUGGCCUUUCACCCUCAGCAUCAGCAACCGGUAUGGCGAGGAUGAGGUGACGAACACUCUCCAGGUGGCGAGCAGAGAAGCCCUGCAGAACUGGAUGGAGGCCCUGUGGCAGCUCUUCUUUGACAUGAGCCAGUGGAAGCAGUGCUGUGAUGAAGUCAUGAAGAUCGAAACUCCUGCACCCCGGAAGCCCCCCCAAGCACUGGCCAAGCAGGGCUCCUUAUACCACGAGAUGGUCUUAUCAGAGCCUGUGGCCUCAGGGGGUCCCAGUGAGGGGCUGCUCCUGCAGAAUAAUGCCAUCUCAGCUGAGAUACGGGCCUUGCUCUCUUCCUAUUACAGUGACAGGUGACAGUCAGGGCUGAGCAGGCCAGGGCCCGAGCUCUGACUGGCCCCCUCCCCUCCCCCCUCCCUGGUGCCACAGCUAUUGAGCCUCUAGAUGACAUCGCAGCUGUGACUGACAUCCUGGCCCAGCGGGAGGGCACGAGGCUGGAGCCACCCCCACCCUGGCUAGCCAUGUUUACAGACCAACCUGCCUUGCCUAGCUCCUGCUCGCCUGCCUCAGGGGCCCCAGUCCCAACCUGGACGCAAGCCCUGCCCUGGGGGCGACCCCGAACCUUUUCCCUGGAUGCUGCCCCUGCAGACCACUCCCUUGGGCCUUCUCGCUCGGUUGCACCCCUCCCCCCGCAGCGAUCCCCACAAUCCAGAAACUUCUACAGCAAAAGUCAGCUUCGUACAUGGCUCCAGUCUCCGGUGUGAGAAAAGGCCCCAGCAAUAGGAUGUGGCCAAGAAAGAAAAUGACAGAAGGGCAACUGCCCUCUAGGUCCAGCACUGUGGGGCCGGCUGGCCAGCUCCAGCUCCCCUUCCUCCCCUGGACUAGGAAGGAAGGCUGGGGAGGGUAACAGAAACCCUCUUAAAUUGUGGUUACCAUGGUACUGAGGGGACCAUUCCUGGAGCUUACUGCGAUCCUCCAAGCUCUUCCUGGGGAAAACUGGAACAACCCUGCCCUGCCUCCCUGCACUAACCAGCCUUGAGGGCAGCACUGGAGAGAGGGAGAAAAGGGUCUCCCUUGUGACCUGGACAUCCACCAUUAAAGUUAUUUAACUGCUA